GCCAUUUUUAACCAAACCUUGGUGACGGGAAGAUCUGAAAAUGAAAAUGCGACUUUGUUCGUAUUUGAAACCCCGAUUAUUUUCGCAGAAGAUCGCUCAUUUGAUAUGUAGCAUGUUUCCGGGGAUGAUUAAACAUUGCAGGGCGGUUUAUAUGUGAUGUGAAAGAUUUGGAAAGAAUUGUCGGCGCGAUAGAGACGAAGAAAGCAUCAUGAUCCUUUAAGGCUACAUCCACACGACAACGGCAACGAGAUUUUUUUUUUUUAAAUAUCGCGUCCACAUGGGCAACGGAUCAGUAAAAUAUCAGAACUUGUCCAGUGAUGGAGGACAUGUAUGAGGAAACAGAUGUGAAGGUGAGUGAAGAGGUGGAGAGCUGUUGUGCGUUAGUGGACCUCACGUGCUCAUCUAAGAAGAAGAGAAGGACCAAAGCCAUCACAGAACAUGCCGAGAAACACAAAAAACCCAGGUCCGCCUACCUGCUGUAUUACUUUGACGUGCAUCAGAAGAUGCAGCAAGAGCACCCGGACAUGCCCCAGUCUGAGAUCAACAAGCGCAUCAGCGACAGCUGGAAGAGACUCACUGUCGCUGAUAAAGGAUAUUACCUGGAGAAGGCUAAGAUGGAGAAAGAUGGCGUGGACCCAACUACACAGUCAUCAGCUUCUCAAGACAUCCCAGGCUUCCGGAAAAUUCUGCCAAGAACCGACUACGUUCUCCUCCCGAAGACCUCUGUGGGGGAGGACAGGCCCGGAGCUUCUGUGGACAUCUGUAUGGAAGGUGAUUCCCCUCUGACUCUGGGUAGUGAGGUGGAACUGGUGGAGCAGUGCGUCACCGUAGAGCCUUUAGCUGAAGACGCAGUUGUGCCUUUGAGUAGAUCUUCGGCACUCCAAGCAAUCCUGCCACAGUGUUCCACCUCGACUGGAAGAUUUCUGACUUUCCCACAGCAUAGCCGCCAGUCCACUAGCCUGGUGGUGAAGGAGGAUGGAGGUAGGGCUUUGGGCAGAGCUUACGACAUGGAAGUGGAUGAGGGGUUUGAGGGCGUGGCCACGAUUUCAUCGGUCAAAGCAGAGUCUACUCAUCUGGUAGCCAUCAUACCCAGUCAUGAGCUGGUAGAAAACAAAGUUGUCCCUGCAGUCAACCCAGUAAUGAUGCUCCCCUUGGUGAACCACGCCAAACCAGAGCCUAAGCCCUCCUUUAAACUAUCCAUAAAGUACACUAGGAGGGGUCGAGGCUAUUGUAGCACUCCUGGAUGCUCUUUCUCCUACGUGACUCGCCAUAAACCUCCUCGCUGUCCUGACUGUGGACAGCACCUCGGUGGAAAGUGGUUUCCGUCCGCAGCCAAAAAAGCAGGACCUGGUUCUAACCCGUCUCCACAAAAACUGAAAGGUCACCCUGAUGGUUCCAGUUCUGCUGAAGUGGCUAUUCAGAGCACCGUUCAGCCAUCUGACACGGUCACCGGACAAACACAGGCACCCAAGAGCAAAAGCGACAAAACAGUGCGUCAUCCUAAGGUUCCAGCCGACGUCUCUGCAGCAUCCGCGAAUGCUCCUGGACCCUGGAGGAGAGAAAAGAUGGGUGUAGUUACGGUUUAUCAACCAGCCGGUGGUGGUGGUGGUGCCUUUGACAAAACUUCAGACGCCUUUCAGCUGUCAGGAUCAACAGCUGUCAUUGGGUUAAGUGGUGGCCAUGUCCAGGUCAUUAGCAAAGACACGGGUCAGAAACGGCGCAUUCGGGCCAUUCUCCCCGCCCCUGCCACCAAAAGCAUUCCGUCUCAGCCAGCGGUUGUUCAGUGGAUAACAGUGCCUCCAAGUAAGAUUAAAGGCGACACAAAAAUCGCAGCUCGAACAGUUAAGCCCCAAAAUGAGAGGAUUCUGAGCCUGAAACCCAGUACGCUGAAACAGCUGGGUCACUCUGUGUCUCCCACUGCCUUAGAGCAGAAACCAUCUGUAAUCAACAGCAGCCAGUACGUGGUGACUGACAGCGGAGUGAAGAUCCUCUCGAUGAUGCCUUUGAAGAAAAACUCAGGCUCUUCCCUGGCUCUAGGCUUGUCCACGGCACGGGGCAGGGGCAGGUGUAAAAACCCCUCCUGUGAUUACAUCUACAAGAACAGACACAAGCCGCGGUACUGCCCCAGCUGCGGCUGCGAACUCACCACCAAAGCAUCCAAGAAAGCCAAUGCCCCGUCAUCUCCUGAGCUGACAGAUAUGUCCACACUCCUGUUGGACCCAUCGCAACCUUUGACCCCAAGCCAGAGAGAGCUCCAGCGUCAGUCCACUGUAACCCUGCUCAAACACAGCCUACAAUUCCCUGAGAACGAAGCCGAGCUCCAGGAAAUCCUCACACACAUCCACAACCUCAACCAAGCACAUAGGAAGAGAGAUGAAGAGGACAGUGAGAAGGAUGAAGAGAAGGAUGGAGAGAGGGAGGAGCACUGUGGUUCUCCAAAGGAUGGAUGGUUGAGUUUCUAUGAGCCAGAAGCCACUCACUGCAGUCUGUGUCACUGUCCACUUUACAGAGGAGGAGAGAGUUGUUCUAUAGCAGGGCAGCAGCAGUGUUGGUUAGUGACGGACUAUUUACUGCAGCCGGUGUCACUGCAGCUGAAGGUGUGUCUGAACUCUCAGUGCCUGGCUGUACACAGCUUCACCAACCUCUACCCAGGUUUGUUUAAUGUCCGGAACCAGCUGCUAGUGAGUUUGGACUUGUUCUUUAAAAUCCGGAGUCAGAUCAAACAGGGUCAGGACCCUUCACUCGCAGCCCUCGACAUCAUCAACAACACACACAGUCCACCAGGCUGUGUAUUGAAUCCAGAUGAGCAGACUCGUGUGCAGGAGUUGUUGUGCAGUGGUUACUGGGCGUUUGAGUGUCUGACGGUGCGUGAUUUCAAUGACAUGAUCUGCGGGAUUUGUGGCAUCGCUCCGAAACUGGAAAUCGCACGACGCGACACAAACAGCGUCCUACAGCUCAAAAACGUGGAGUUCACAUGGCCGGAGUUCCAGGCCUCAGACGAGGUGCAGGUGGAGGAGUUCUGGCUAGCGAUGGAGAGCGAGGCCCUGGAGCAGGCGGUGUUUCCUUCCAACGUCUCCAUCACACGCUUUGACGCCUCCAUCAUCGCGCCCUUCUUUCCUGUACUGAUGAGGAGCUCUGUGGUCAUUAAUACAGAGAAGGACAAGAUCAUCACCAAUACGGAACACACAGGAGACCUGUGCAUGUUAAUGCGUUUAAUCCAUGAUGGUCAGCUAAAACCAGAGCAGAUGGAGCAGCACACUGAAGAGGAGCUACAGUCCAUCCUGGAGCAAUGUGGUGUACCUUCAGCACCGAACAGCACCAAGGAUGAGUUGAUGGUAUCUGUGUGUUUACUUUACACACAAGUACAAAAUGGCCUUUCAACAGCCCCCCAACCUGCUCAGCACCUCACUGCAGGAAAACUCAGCAAGAUGUGCCCUCACCAGGUGGUGUGUGGAUCUAAGUACCUGGUGCGUGGAGAAAGUGCCCGCGAUCAUGUAGACCUCCUGGUGUCUUCUCGUUUCUGGCCACCCGUGUACGUCGCAGACUGUGCUCAGAAGGUGGCGCUGUGUACAGAAGCACUGUACCCCGAACUGGCGUCACAGAUGUGGGGGAGGAACCAAGGCUGCUUCUCCGAUCCCAUGACUCCUGCAGAGUGCAUCUCCUGUCCUGAGCUCCAGGACCAGCAGUACAGCAUGGACCUCUCAUCUGUGGACUCCAACCCCCGUGUUCACCCUCACACCAAGUCCUUUUUGCGCUAUAUAGUGCACCCUGGUGAUAAUUCCGUCUCCUCCUCCGACCCCCACCAUGACCUGACUCUUUGUAAAGAGCUGCAGUCUUACUCCAGUCUGGUUUCAUCCAUAAGCGGCGGUUUAGAAGAGAAUGACAGCGAGUCCAGGGGAAAAGGAAAACAAAGAAAGCUCGUGUUCAACAACGCAGCGCACUUCUACCUCUACAACCGGCUCGUGGACUUCCUGAGCAGCCGGGACGUAGUGAGCCAGCAAAUGGCCGAAGUGCUGAGGGUGUGCCAGCAGGGCGAGGUGGUGAUGAUCCGAGACGCCCUCUACAGGCUCGGAGUAGCGCAGCUCAACAGGGAGGAUGAGGAGACUGAGCGCAUAGGAGAGGGAGAGGAAGAAGAGCCAGAAGGAGACGCAGACACCGUAGCAGUGGAUGUCUUGCUAGAAUGAUAGAGGGAGAGACGAUGGGACUCAAACACUGUGAGAUUUUCAAUAACACGAUCUACAAGAGGACACUGUGCAGGGCGCAUGUAAUAGGUUUUAAUAUAAAAUGAUAGUAUUUAUUGCUAAUUAUGUGUGUUAAUGAAGAAACUAUGGUCAUAUGAAAGAUAACCACUCAGAGUAACUUUUAUUGUAAUUGCGAUUGUCCAUAUUUCUACAUAUUUAUAACUUUGUUUUUGAUAUGCUACAUCAAAAUGUACAAUUAAUUAAUUUACUGAUUUAAGAGCCAAUACUAAUUUAACAAACAUCAUGAAUUGCAAUACACUGCUAAAGCGUUAUAUUCACUUUUCUUUGUUCCAUUUCUAUCUUCUUUUAAAGCGAUGCCUCAAUGACAAUCAUGUCCUAUUAUAUCAAUGAGCCACGUUAAUGCCAAUUUCAGUGAAUAGAAAGUAAACAUGCUACACUGUAUUAAAGCAAUAGAUAACA
Neoarius graeffei (lesser salmon catfish) is the source of this 4661-nucleotide messenger RNA. It is a transcript of the gene hmgxb3, whose product is annotated as HMG box domain containing 3. Lineage: Eukaryota; Metazoa; Chordata; Actinopteri; Siluriformes; Ariidae. The record is from RefSeq and is a predicted model, not a curated record. The transcript has 22 exons. Bases 318 to 4184 code for a protein of 1288 amino acids.